Anopheles moucheti is the source of this 533-nucleotide messenger RNA. RefSeq lists its product as uncharacterized. NCBI's taxonomy places the organism in Eukaryota, Metazoa, Arthropoda, Insecta, Diptera, Culicidae. The record is from RefSeq and is a predicted model, not a curated record. The transcript is spliced from 2 exons. The coding region runs from base 52 to 528 and encodes 158 amino acids.
CUGUACCUCAAGAACCUUCGUCGGAUAAAGAUUCGAAGCAUAUCGAUCAUCAUGAAGUCAAUUGCUGCCCUUGUUGCUGUUAUGGGCGCUGUGGUUAUCGCCGAGGCAGGAUACAUUGCACCAUACACAGAGCUUGCCCACACCGUACACGAUACCGGUGCAUACUACGACGAUCACUAUGCUUCGCUUGCAUACGCAGCUCCAGCUUAUGCAGCACCGUAUGCCGCCUACUAUGGCAACCCUUCCGGUACGUACAGUUACUGGGGCUCCCAUGGACCGACGGUAGUGCAGGAAAACGCCGCCAGUCUGCCAGCUCCAAUUCAUGGAGCGCAUCCGUACGCACCAUACGCAUCGCUUUACGGUACCUACGGACCGGUCAAGACGACCGUCGUGCAGGAAAACUUAGCCAGUAGCCUCGCGAAUCAUUGGGGUUAUCCUGCAGCUUAUGGUGCGUACGGCCAUGGUUACGGUUAUGGAUACAAUAAGUAUCUUGCCGGUGCAUCACCAGUUACCAAAUAUCUGCUGUAAGUCAU